Molecule: messenger RNA, 2543 nt
Organism: Suncus etruscus (white-toothed pygmy shrew)
Lineage: Eukaryota; Metazoa; Chordata; Mammalia; Eulipotyphla; Soricidae
Product: U3 small nucleolar RNA-associated protein 14 homolog A-like
Exons: 2
Coding region: 164-2440 (758 amino acids)
Biological process (GO): rRNA processing
Cellular component (GO): nucleolus; small-subunit processome
Source: RefSeq, a predicted model, not a curated record
GGUCCUCCAGGUGGGGAAUGGAGGGAUGGAAGCCAGAUAUUUACAUUCAUUUGUUCAUUAUUUACUGAAAACCUGCUAUGGACAAAUCACAUAAUACCAAGUAUUCAUCAGCACGUAAACUGUCCCUAAGAAACAAAGCCAACCCAAGAGACAAGCUGCUGAAAUGAAUUUGAACCAGGCCGCCAACUUUCUGGCUUUAAGUCAACAGAAUGAACUAAAUGACCUGCCAAAAGAGGACCACUUGAGUACCAGUGAAGAUGAGGGGGACAGUGAUGAAGAAAGAAAACACCAGAAGCUUCUAAAAGCAAUCAGAUCCCUUGAUGGAAAAACAAGGCAGAAUUUGGUCAAGAGAUCCGAGGCUAGUCUGAAAGUGUCAGAGUUCAAUAUCAGCACUAAAGGAUCAGGAGAAAAACUGGUCAUUUCAGAUCUACUUGGCCCCAAUAAACUCCCGUCCUCAUUGGCUACUAUUAAAAAGCAACUGAACAGAGUCAAAUCUAGGAAGAUUGUGGAAUUACCUCUUAACAAAGAAGAACUUGAUCGGAUACACAGAGAAGUGGCGUUCAAUAAAACCUCACAAGCCCUCUCCAAAUGGGAUCCCGUUAUUCUGAAGAACCGGCAAGCAGAACAGCUUGUUUUUCCUGUAAAUGAGGAGCAAUCAACCUUUGCUCCCAUUGAACAUGUACUCUGUGGCUGGAAGGCAAAAACGCCCCUGGAGCAAGAAGUUUUUAGUCUCUUACAUAAGAACAAGUACCCUGUGACAGACCCUUUACUAACUCCCCAGGAAAAGGCCUCUCUUAUGAGCCUGGAAGAAGCUAAAGUACACAGAGCAGAGCUUCAGAGGGCCCGGGCUUUGCAAUCCUAUUAUGAGGCCAGGGCUCGAAGAGAAAAAAAAGUCAAAAGCAAAAAGCAACAUAAAAUGCUGAAGAAAAAGGUCAGGAAAAUCCUGAAAGAGUUUGAAAUGCUACAGGAAAUCAAUCCUGCUGCAGAAUUGGAAGAACUGGAAAAAAUCAAAAGGGCCAGAAUGAUGGAGCGAAUGAAUCUUAAGCAUCAGAGUAAAGGGACAUGGGCAAAGUCAAAGGCAAUUAUGGCCAAAUUUGAUGUGGGUGUUCGCCAGGCUAUGCAGGAGCAGUUGGCCAAGAACAAAAAAUUGAUGCAAAAAUUCCAGCCAGCCUUGGUGAGUGAGGAAGUAAAAGAGGGCAAUGUGCAGGAAAUAGGUGAGUUUGUUUCUGGUGCGGUGAAUAAGGUACUGAUGAAUGGUAUGUACCAGAACCUCUGGAUGCUCAGGAGACACGUGGGUGAUGCAAAUGACAAAGAAAACCAGAAGAAACUUGAACAACUUUCAAAGGCCUCUAUUAGAGAAAAAGAAAAAAGACCAUUGUCAAAGGAAGAAAUAUCAUUGCAAAAAUUUGAGGAAAAACAAUUGCUCUGGCAAAAGACGAGGCCUUUCCAGGACAAUGAACCAGUGUAUAUUCAAGAAGCAAAAGAUUUUACCUGCUAUGAAGUAUUGUCUGAGUUGAGAGCACAGUCUCAGAAACUCAGCAUGGAAAAUCUUCAUUCCAGAAAACAAAAUACAAGUUUAAAGACAACUAUACUGGCCCAGAGUGAGUCACUUACCAAGGAAGAAAAGGAGCCACUAUUGCUGCAGAGUUUGGAUAAAGCACAGACUCUGGAAGAGCUAGAAAAACUGGCCAACGAGGGAUGCAUUCAAAGUAAGAAGCUUCCCAUAUUGGUAUCAAAAGGGCUGCAUUUGGAGAAAAAGCCAAGAAGUCAUUUUUGUGCCCCUACAGUGAAAAGUAAAGAACAAAUGAUUGAUCUGCAAAACUUGCUAACUACAGUAUCUCCUUCUGUGAAGUCUUUGGCAAUUCCCACAACAAUAGAGGAAUCGGAAGAUGAAGAAAAGAGAGCUCAAAAGCAGAUGAUAAAGGAAGCUUUUGCUGGAGAUGAUGUCAUCAGAGACUUCCUGAAAGAGAAAAGAGAAGCUGUGGAGGCAAGUAAACCAAAGAACCUGGAUCUGACUUUGCCUGGCUGGGGUGAGUGGGGUGGUGCAGGCCUAAAGCCCAGUUUAAAGAAGAGACGUCGGUUUUAUAUUAAAGCCCUUGAAAGCCCUCUAAGGAAAGACAAGAACUUGCCAAAUGUGAUUAUUAGUGAGAAGCGAAACAUUCAUCUAUCAGCUCAUCAGGUACAGAUACUUCCAUAUUCAUUCACCCACCAUCAACAAUUUGAAAGAACCAUGCAGGUCCCUAUUGGAUCCACAUGGAACACUCAAAGUGCCUUCCAAAAACUGAUUACUCCCAAGGUCAUUACUAAGCCAGGUCACAUCAUUAAGCCUAUAAAAGCUGAGGAUGUGGGAUACCGAACUUCCUCAAAAUCAGACCUCUCUGCCAUACGGAGGAACCCAGCACAACUCACUGCAUGCCACAAGAAACAGCUGAAGAAAUAAUCUAUAUGUUAAAUUGCUGGAGGAGUUACAUCUCAUUGAUAGAAUCAGCUAAGCAAGUUGUGCUAACUGGAGGAGGUUGUUGAAGUACUCAUCAGAAGUUAUA